Molecule: messenger RNA, 1041 nt
Organism: Exaiptasia diaphana
Lineage: Eukaryota; Metazoa; Cnidaria; Anthozoa; Actiniaria; Aiptasiidae
Exons: 2
Source: RefSeq, a predicted model, not a curated record
AUGCUUUUAGUGGCCUUACAACCACCAGUUCAACAUAUACAGUAUAAUUUACAACAGCGUUUGCUGCCUGGUUUUCACGGCUAUCCGUAUCAAGGACGAGAUGUAUUUUCCCUAAUUUGUGGACAAUCCUGGAUGUUUUGGCGAAACACCAGUGAGACUACGGAAUCCUUUUUACAACUAGUUACAGAUUUAUCACAGUCUUUACUGCAGCUUAAUAUUUAUGGAAAGCCACGACAACGACUUAUACGACAACAGUUAGGUCUGACAAACCAGGUCUUGCUCAUUCUKAUAUGGCUGAGAAAAUAUCCGCAUCUCGAUAUCAUUGCGCUAAUAUUUGACACUGACCCUACUAGCAUCACGAGAAUCAUUUAUAGAAUUAUACCUCAGCUGUGGUAACAUUUCCAAAAUCAAAUUUCAUGGCCUAAUAAUGCUGAAUGGACGAAUCUUAUGGGAAAUUGGCCCGAAUUUUCAGCUGCAGUAGGGGCGAUCGACAGUACACCGCACGAUAUAUAUCGGGCUUACACAGAACCUCAGAGAACCUGUUACAGCGGACAUCGUCAUUAACACUUCUUCCACACGCAACUUGUUAUAGACAAUAAUGGACAUUUACGUUUCGUUCAAGCUGGCUUUCUUGGAAGCACCAACGAUGCAGCCUCGUACCGUCUGAUGACACCCAUAGGACCGGGACAGCCCUUGAGCCUUCCCGUUGGUGCAAAAUUUCUUGCUGAUAAAGGUUAUCCUGGUGUUGAUCCACUGCUUACACCAGUAAGAGCAAUACAAAUGCGAGCUGGCUUUCUUGGAAGCACCAACGAUGCAGCCUCGUACCGUCUGAUGACACCCAUAGGACCGGGACAGCCCUUGAGCCUUCCCGUUGGUGCAAAAUUUCUUGCUGAUAAAGGUUAUCCUGGUGUUGAUCCACUGCUUACACCAGUAAGAGCAAUACAAAUGCGAGGUUCGAAUAGGAGAGACAGAAGGCGCGCUCGCAAGUUCAAWAGAUGUUUGUCAAGUAGAAGGAUUAAAGUGGAACAUGUUUUCAAUUAA